CAAGUGGCUGCCGAGCGCUUCAAGGCUCUGCAGAGCCACUCCUCACACAACAGAUGCUGCUGCAACAACUCAAGAGCAGACUUGAAGAACACGAAACCGACCAGGAGCAGGAGAUCUCGGAGAAGCUAGGGACCAUCGAGGACCUCCACGCCCGCCUCAGGGCCAACGUGAGCACCAUCCAGCAGCUCAACGAGCAGCUGCACUCCCUCAAGCAGGAGACGGUCCGCCAACGCUCAGACAUUGAGAAAGAGAGAGCGGCCAGACAGAACCUGCAGAUGCAGCUGGAGAGCAGGGAACAGGCUCUCAACAGCCUCAAAGCUCAAAUGGAGUCAGAGAGAUAUCACCGGUCUGUGAAUGGCACCACGCCUCGUCGUGGUGGGGAAAGCUACACAAACGGUUCAGCACCAGACUCGGCCUAUGCCUCGUCGUUGGGGAGGGGAUCGCAGCGACAAAACAAGGACAAGAUGCAGUCAGCCAUCAACAGCGCCCUCAAGGACGCGGGUGUGAGCGACCCGAACACGCUGGACAAGUCGUACUGGAUCCAACGCGUCGGGGAGCUCUCGCUACAGCUGCAGCAGAGCAGCGAGUUCUGGUCGGACAAAGUGCGGGAUCUGUCGGCCCAGUUGGGGCGUUCACGAAGUCCCUCGCCUCAUAAAUGAUGGACACGUUCUUUUAUUGGCGAUUGACUACUUGAGGAACAAGAAGGGCCAAACUUCAACAUAUCGGCCAAUUUUGCGUGCAGAAAAGUGUAUAAAAGAAAGGCCCAAAUACACGGUCCAAAAUGUUCUGUUCUUGAACGACAUAUUGGGGGCUGGGCAUAGAACUGUAUUUAUUACUAGACAGCAAACGUACACAAUGUAGCCAUCUGAACGCAUCCAUGUUUGUGCAUAACUUGUAGAAAGCAAAAUAAAAUUGUACAGCUUUACGCAUAUCUGUGUUUGUAUUUAAGCCUAUAUUAUAAACAUAUGUUCAAAACAAAACAAAUAACCAGCAAAUAAGCAGUCUAUUUUGUUCUACACUAACAAUGCACACAACUGCACGUGUGCUACCGAUGAAUCGUAUGUUUUACCAAUGAAUUCUGUAUUACAAAUGGACAACCAUGCCUGUUCAGCCCUUAUGGUUUUCUGUUCUGCAUUCAGAGCUCACCAGGCACACUUCCAUUCCAUCUAAUUUCAAUCUUUUCUAUAAGUCCACAUACAUGAAUUCAAAAUGUCUGCGCUCCAAAUGCUUAAUAAAAGUAUUCUGCACAUGCAAAGGACGAGUCCAUAAUUUAUUAUAGCUCUAAGGAGUGGUGACACUUUAAAACAAUUCCUAUAUCAUGGAAGUUCCAUGCACUGACACAUUACAUUCCUUAAAUAGUUCAAUAUUAGUGUGCCUUCGUUUCUUAGACUGUACUGUAGCAGUUGUAGAAGUUGUAAAUAUUGGAGUUUAUAUUUAUGAAAUGUAUAGAGUGUAUGAAUAGUGCUCUUUUUUACUUUUACAUGAGGUUCUUGUUUCGAUCUGUAUUUUUAAACGGUACCAUACAGAUACAUUGAAUACACAGUUUAGAAUUUUAUAUUUGGUCUUUUUAACUUCAAAAAUAAAGUUCGAAAAUGAACCAAUGUUUACACCAUCUUUCCACAUUUGGAGGUAGUUUGCCAUUUUCCACCCAAAGUAGUUUCUUCUAGUUGAAAAGACUUAUCCCUAUCCAAAUGAAGUACAUUUUUAAAAAGAUGAUAUAACAUGAAAUGGGUUAAGCUCUUUAUAUAAAUUUUUACAAAUUUUUUUAACAUUUAUGCAAUUGCCAAAUUUU
Messenger RNA from Patiria miniata (bat star), 1792 nucleotides. RefSeq lists its product as uncharacterized. The record is from RefSeq and is a predicted model, not a curated record. The transcript has 4 exons. Lineage: Eukaryota; Metazoa; Echinodermata; Asteroidea; Valvatida; Asterinidae. The coding region runs from base 54 to 659 and encodes 201 amino acids.